Molecule: messenger RNA, 759 nt
Organism: Hemibagrus wyckioides
Lineage: Eukaryota; Metazoa; Chordata; Actinopteri; Siluriformes; Bagridae
Product: cystatin-B-like
Exons: 4
Coding region: 97-399 (100 amino acids)
Cellular component (GO): cytosol
Molecular function (GO): cysteine-type endopeptidase inhibitor activity
Source: RefSeq, a predicted model, not a curated record
ACGUAUUUCCUGUCAGAUCAUUUUUGGGAGUGGCAUCAGGGCUUGGGGAACAUUAGACCAAACUAUUCCAUCUACUUCUACUUCCAGACAGAGAAGAUGCCUUUGUUGUGCGGAGGGACCACCGAGGCGAAGGACGCCAAUGAAGAAGUGCAGAAGAUCUGUGAUGAGAUGAAGGCUCUCGCGGAGGAAAAAGCCGGAAAAAAGUUCAGCACCUUCACUGCUAAAUCUUACAAGACACAGGUGGUAGCUGGGACGAACUAUUUCAUCAAGGUCCAUGUGGGCGGCGAGGAGUUUGUUCACCUGCGUGUCUAUAAGAUGCUGCCAUACGCUGGAGAAAAACUGGAACUUCAUGGAAUACAGACACCCAAAGCCCAUCAUGAUCCCAUUGAAUACUUCUAAGACUGACCGUACCGCUGAAAUUACUACUGUACAGCAGAGAAGCAGUAAUAAGGCUUACUAAACAGGGGUAGUGCUUGAAAUUGUGUAACAUUUGGCAUGUUACUUGCUUCAAGCUGACAAAGUUGUAAUUCCUGAACUGACGAACAUAGCUGAUUCUUUUAUUAGAUAAAAAUAUAUUGUGUUUACAUUUACAGUCCCUUUUUCAUAAAUGAUCAGCAGUUACAGAGAACAUAUGAAGUGGUACUUGCUAUUUUCUAUAUCUACAAUAUGUUUUCAUGUCCUCAUUAAAAAAUGCAACAGUUGUAAUGAUUGAAAAAUUGAUGGAAAGAAUAAACAUUGAUGCAUGAAAAAGAAGAAUAA